AUGGCGGCCGAGCCGCCCGUGCUGCUGGGGCUGCGGUGGGUGGGUGAUCUUGAUGAUGUUCUUUUUCCUUUGUUGUGUGGUUUUUUUUGUUGUUCUCAGAGACAGGAGCCGCCCUGUGCUGCGAGGGACUGGUGUGAGGAGGCAGAUGACUGGGGAGUGUGUGAUGGAGCAGAGUCUCCUGCCUGUGCCCCCCUUCAGCUGCUCGGCCUCGGCGAAGCCUCGGUGAGUGGCUCCUUCUCCGACUGUGCCUCCCAGCUCCAGCAGCUUCGCUUGGCCGAGGCCACGGAGGGGACAGGAUCCCUGGAUACGUGUCCCCCGGACGGUGAGGGAGUGGGAAUAGCCACGUCUGGCUCAGAUCCCGUGUUCCAGCCCUUCUACAUCAGCGUUGUGGAUGAGGCAGACUACGCUGGUUCCCUGGACACCGAGCACGUGGAUGAGCUACUGAGGGAGUAUCAGCAGAGAGAGGGGGUUGAUCUGGAGCAGUUGAUGUCAGAGAGUUUUGCAGGUGAAUGCGGUCAUGAAAAAUAUGAGAAGAGCGAAGUCAAAAGCAGGGACCACACGUUCCAUAAAUUUAUGAAACGAAUAUCUGUGUGUCCUGAGCAGAUUCUGAGAUACUCGUGGGGUGGCCAGCCUUUAUUCAUCACCUCUCCUCCAGCUGACCUGGACAAAAGCGUUCCAGCCUGUGCUCACUGUGGAAGCAGCAGAAUAUUUGAGUUUCAGCUGAUGCCGGCGCUGGUCAGCCUGCUCCAGAGUGACUCAGACCUGGCGGUGGAAUUUGGGACUGCUGUGGUUUACACCUGUGAGAGGAGCUGCUGGCCAGCAAAUCACCAAACCCCACUUGAAGAAUUUGUUUUUGUACAAGAAGACCCAGAUCAGGGAUUAUUUAAAUAAAUUGUAUUUCUCUGCAUAGAU
Molecule: messenger RNA, 912 nt
Organism: Calidris pugnax (ruff)
Lineage: Eukaryota; Metazoa; Chordata; Aves; Charadriiformes; Scolopacidae
Gene: PDCD2L
Product: programmed cell death 2-like
Exons: 5
Coding region: 1-891 (296 amino acids)
Cellular component (GO): cytoplasm
Source: RefSeq, a predicted model, not a curated record